UUUCGAUACAGAUUUAUUGCAAAAUGCAAUAAUUAUUAGUGAUGUAAAUAGUCCGUAUUUCUUUGUUCUAAAGUAACCAACAAUGUUUCUUAAAAAAAAUCAUAUUCUUCAAGCCUCAAAAUAAAUAUUAUGGCAGUUCCGGAAACACACAAAUGCUUGAAUAUAUUUUACUGAUCUUUCUUAUAACCUGUAUACUGUAUGCGUAUUCACGAGAUGACAGACUGUUCGCGAGCACAGCUGCUGGCCUGCAGGAAGUGUGGUGCAACAACUGUCGGCUGCGCUGCCGGCGACUACGCAAGCAGGUGUACACCGUGGUGACGGAGGGCGCGGGGAGCAGCGAGAAUCCAGGCAGCAGCCGCCCUGUUGCUGUGCACCAGAGUUGCAUCUGCGAGUCAUGCCCUUGCGCCCUCGUUGAAGCUAUCCUAGACACCUGCAAGCCGGUCACGAAAACAUACGGGUUCAUCGUGGCAGUCCUUUUUCAAGCUUACUAUGAUUUUAUAGAAACGACAGUCGACAUGUACUACAGGCUUCAGUACAUUUUGACGCAAAAUCAAGAGACGCGCAGAUCUUCACAGCUCACCGCGCCCAUCGAGUCAUCUAAAAUAAAAAUCAGAAAUAAGCCGAUAUCCAGACAGGAUGUAUCAUUGCGCAGGGAAGAUGACAGGACCGAGCCACGGACCAGCGCGGGGCAUGACCGAGAUGACGCGGACAGGUCGGAGUAUGAUAAUAUACCGGGCACCGACUGCCCCGCUUGUGUGGAGAAAGGUCUCACUUGCAUCGGCAGAUGUCCUGCAGAGCGCUUCAAAAGAGAAUAAAUAAAUUCA
Molecule: messenger RNA, 824 nt
Organism: Papilio xuthus (Asian swallowtail)
Lineage: Eukaryota; Metazoa; Arthropoda; Insecta; Lepidoptera; Papilionidae
Exons: 6
Coding region: 153-815 (220 amino acids)
Source: RefSeq, a predicted model, not a curated record